Messenger RNA from Thunnus maccoyii (southern bluefin tuna), 2498 nucleotides. RefSeq names its product solute carrier family 22 member 13b (gene slc22a13b). Gene Ontology annotation, cellular component: membrane. Gene Ontology annotation, molecular function: transmembrane transporter activity. Bases 1 to 1617 code for a protein of 538 amino acids. Lineage: Eukaryota; Metazoa; Chordata; Actinopteri; Scombriformes; Scombridae. The record is from RefSeq and is a predicted model, not a curated record. The transcript is spliced from 10 exons. Gene Ontology annotation, biological process: transmembrane transport.
AUGAGCAACUUUGGGCAAAUCCUGAAGGAGAUUGGGGAGUUUGGUUUCUUUCAGAAACGCUUGGUGGCUGCAUUAUGCCUCACCAGCAUAUUUACCGCCUUCGAUGUGAUUAGCCAGGUGUUUACUGGCAUGAACUUCCCAAAUUACUGUAACACUGACUGGAUCUUGGAACGUGGGCCAAACCUGACAUAUGAGAAACAAAGAAAUCUCACAAUCCCAGUGAACAAGGAUGGAAAGUUUGAAAGCUGUAAAAUGUUCACACCUGUGGAUUUGGAUUUGGAGACCAUUGAAGCAUAUGGGAUUAACACUACAACAGACUGCACUAAUGGAUCUAUUUUUGAGGUGCCCAAAGGUUCCUUCAGCAUUGUGACAGAGUUCGACUUGGUGUGUGACAGGAGCAGUUUGAUUGAGGCAUCUCAGUCCAUCUACAUGGCCGGUCUCCUGGUUGGAGCCUUGGUGUUGGGCCAGAUGGCUGACAGGUUUGGGCGUCGCUUUGUGGUCCUGCUUUCACUCCUUCUCCUGAUGUUGUUUGGUGUCGGCGCUGGUUUCUCACCCAACAUCUAUGUUUAUAUGGUUCUCAAAUUUUUAGGUGGCAUCUCAAAUUCAGGCAUUGUUGCUAAUUCAUUUGUGAUUGGUGGAGAGUGGAGUGAUUCCUCCAGGUUUGCUUUCUGCACCAUUAUCUGUCACUCUUUUUUCCCUGUUGGAUUGAUGAUGUUGUCUGGCAUUGCCUAUUUGAUCCGGAACUGGAGGAUCCUGCAGAUGGUGCUCUUCAGCCCCGUUGUCCUCGUCUUAGGAUUAUUUUACUGGAUUCUCCCAGAAUCAGCUCGCUGGCUUAUUACCCAGGGCAGGAAGGAGGAGGCCAUAAAGGAGGUCCGGAGGGCAGCAAGGGUGAAUGGGAGGAAGGUACCUGAAGAUCUGUUAGACAAGCUGGUCGUUGAUGGUACAUCUAAAAGAGGAACCAUGUUGGACAUCUUCAGGAUAUCAUAUCUGAGAAAACGUGCUUUUGUACUGAGCUAUCUCUGGUUUGCAACCAGUCUGAUGUACUAUGGACUGAGCCUGAAUGUUGGCAAUUUUGGUCUGGAUAUCUACCUCACACAGUUCAUCUUUGGCAUGGUAGAACUUCCUGCACGCCUGGGUUGUUUGCCUUUUAUACAGCACUUCGGGAGGAGAAUAUGUCAAACAGGGGCGCUAUUGUUUGGAGGUGCUGCUUGCCUUGGGAUCCUUGCUGUUCCAACUGAUCUUCCUAUAGUGGUAACGGUCAUAGCUGUACUGGGGAAAUUUGCCGCCACUGCCAGUUUCUCCAUAGUCUAUGUUUAUACAGCUGAACUGUACCCUACCACUCUAAGGCAGAAUGGUGUAGGUCUGAACUCCAUGUUUGCUCGUGUGGCGGGCAUCCUCGCUCCGUUGAUCAGGCUCCUGGACGUCUACCAUUACACCAUCCCCAUGCUGAUAUAUGGCACUAUCCCCAUCGUUGCCGGGGGUGUCUGUUUGCUUCUGCCCGAGACGCUCAAUGUUGAACUUCAGGACCACGCUGAACCCACGGAACCUGAAAGUGGAACUGUUGACAUGGGAUCCGUUAAGAAAGACGAAAAAUCAGGGAACAACACAAAAUUCUAGUUUAUAACAGUGUGCUUGCUCUCAACUGAUACAGCGAUAACUUGUCAGUGUGCAGUUACCUAAAAUGGAAAGCUUCAACUGAAUCAAAUUUUACUUAUAAAUUAUUACAUAAAUAUUUUAAUUUUUGCUGUUAAAAUCUGUUUGAAUGUAUAUGUAUAUUUGCUCUGCACUCAUUUGUUUCUUUUUCUAGUCUAAAUGUAAUUGCUGAAUGAUGUACAGUAUUAUUAUGUCUUAUUCUUCUCUCAUGGAUGAAUAAGAAUGAGUUUUGAUUGUAAUGAGUCAACUGAUAUAAUGUGAAACAGAAAUAGGCACUUUGACAUGUUGGAGUAGGCACAGGCCUAACAGAUCAUAUCUAGUCAAAGUUCACCUUUGAGCUAAAAAUUUGCACAUCUACAAUGUCUCUCAAAUGUCUUAACACUGCACUAAUCAAUAUUUUUAUAUGAACAAUGGGUCAACUGAUUGUGUGUAAUAUGAAAGGUGUCAUUCAUAGUGAUGAACCCACAGAGAAAUAACACCUGACUCUGCACUUCCACUCCGCUCUAUGGAGCAUUUCAGCAUCUUUUGGCUCAUUGUUUUGGUUUUUGCAGUUUGCAACUUUGCAGUUUUAGUUCCUUUUCAUCGCUUCUUCAGCGAAAUCCACUUUACACUCCCUGCCUGGCACCAAACAGCAGACAGACAAAGUCAGCGACUAGCAGGUGAACAUAGUGGAGCGUUAAGCACCUACAGACCGACAUAUGAACAUGAGUCCAAAUGAAUGCUCAAAUGUGACUCCCUGGAAGGAGAUAUUGAUGCAUCUUGUCUGUGUUUUUGAUUGUAUGUGAAUAUUUCAUUUUGGAGUCUAUGUUCCUUGUACGAGUGCAUUCAGUCUCUUUUGUGUUAUG